UUCCCACGCGCGAGUACAAAACACCAAAACCAAAUGGUCACGCUUUUCGCCCCCUCCUUCGCCGCUCGUCUCACCCGAAUCCCUAGCCCUCGCCGUCGAUUGCUCUCUCCUCCGACCAGUUUCCUUCGCCGGAGAUCCCCUCUUCCUCCUGUUCCUCGCCUCGCUGCUUUCCCGGCCGCCAAGCUUUCCUCCAGCGUCGCCCCGAUGGAGUCCCCUUCGGCAGAGGAUCGCGCUGCCGGAUUGAAAUUCGAGGAGCUAAAUUGGGAUCACUCGUUUGUGCGUGAGCUUCCUGGGGAUCCCAGGACCGAUAUCAUCUCUCGAGAGGUGCGCAGGGCUUGUUAUUCAAAAGUAUCACCAUCUGUGGAAGUGGACAAGCCUGAGCUUGUAGCAUGGUCUGAUUCAGUUGCCAAGUUACUUGAUUUAGAUCCUAAAGAAUUUGAACGACCAGACAUCCCGCUUCUAUUCUCUGGAGCAUUGCCAUUGGUGGGUGGUUUGACAUAUGCACAAUGCUAUGGUGGACACCAGUUUGGUACAUGGGCUGGUCAGCUGGGGGAUGGUCGAGCCAUAACGUUAGGAGAAAUUAUGAAUUCUCGAGGUGAAAGGUGGGAGUUGCAGCUGAAGGGUGCUGGAAAAACUCCUUAUAGCCGGUUUGCGGAUGGACUUGCAGUUUUGCGUAGUAGCAUCCGUGAGUUCCUAUGCAGUGAGGCAAUGAAUGGUCUUGGAAUUCCAACAACUCGGGCACUUUGUAUUGUCACAACUGGCAAAAAUGUCUCACGUGACAUGUUUUAUGAUGGUAAUCCAAAGGAUGAGCCAGGUGCCAUUGUUUGUCGUGUUGCUCAAUCCUUUCUUCGCUUUGGUUCAUACCAAAUUCAUGCCUCGCGAGGGAAGGAGGACUUGGAGAUUGUUCGGAUUUUAGCAGAUUACACAAUCCGCUAUCAUUUUCCUCACCUGGAGAAGAUGGAAAAGAGUGAGAGCCUGUCUUUUGAGGUUGGACAGGAGGGCGGCUCCGUUGUGGACUUGACAUCUAACAAAUAUGCAGCAUGGUCAGUUGAAGUUGCUGAACGUACUGCUUCCUUGGUUGCCGGCUGGCAGGGGGUUGGUUUCACCCAUGGAGUGCUAAACACUGACAAUAUGAGCAUCUUGGGUCUAACAAUUGAUUAUGGACCGUUUGGUUUCUUGGAUGCUUUUGACCCAAGUUACACUCCAAAUACAACUGACCUUCCGGGGAGAAGGUACUGUUUUGCGAACCAGCCGGACAUUGGCUUGUGGAACAUUGCUCAGUUCACCACAGCAUUAAUGGCUGCAAAUCUUAUCAGCAAAGAUGAGGCUAACUACACCAUGGAGAGGUAUGGGAAUAAAUUUAUGGAUGAAUAUCAGUCUAUUAUGACCAGAAAACUUGGUCUUCCAAAGUAUAAUAAACAGUUGAUCAGCAAGCUUCUCAACAACAUGGCUGUUGAUAAAGUUGACUACACGAACUUCUUCCGAGCUCUUUCUAAUAUCAAAGCAGACACUACCAUUCCUGAAAGUGAGCUGCUAGUUCCGCUAAAGUCUGUAUUACUAGACAUAGGCAAGGAACGCAAAGAAGCAUGGACCAGCUGGGUACAGACCUACAUCCAGGAGCUUGCAUCUAGUGGUGUUCCGGAUGAUGAAAGAAAGGCGGUGAUGAACUCAGUAAACCCAAAAUACAUACUAAGGAACUACUUAUGCCAAAGUGCCAUUGACACUGCCGAACAAGGUGAUUACGCAGAAGUCUGGCGGCUACUCAAAGUAAUGCAAAAUCCAUAUGAGGAACAACCAGGAAUGGAAAAAUACGCCCGAUUACCGCCUGCCUGGGCUUACAGGCCUGGUGUCUGCAUGCUGUCCUGCUCCUCCUAAUCAUGAAUGUAAAUUACACAGAUACAAAUCAUCAUGUACUGCAUAUAUGUCUUUGUAUUAGUCCAAAUGCAACAACACUAUAAGCAGAAUCUUUUAGAAAUCUAAGACCAUUUGAGAGUAGUUCAAGAGACAGUCUUUAUGCAGUUAUGCUGUGCUUUACUACAUGAAUAACAGCAUCAAUGUAACAACCUUAGAAAUCAAAAUGAUUCAGAGCAGUUCCUUUUAUUUAGUAAA
Messenger RNA from Dioscorea cayenensis subsp. rotundata (Guinea yam), 2109 nucleotides. Its product is annotated as protein adenylyltransferase SelO-like. The transcript is spliced from 8 exons. The coding region runs from base 34 to 1875 and encodes 613 amino acids. NCBI's taxonomy places the organism in Eukaryota, Viridiplantae, Streptophyta, Magnoliopsida, Dioscoreales, Dioscoreaceae. The record is from RefSeq and is a predicted model, not a curated record.